Truncatella angustata is the source of this 3147-nucleotide messenger RNA. Its product is annotated as fungal-specific transcription factor domain-containing protein. Gene Ontology annotation, biological process: DNA-templated transcription; regulation of DNA-templated transcription. The coding region runs from base 259 to 2931 and encodes 890 amino acids. The record is from RefSeq and is a predicted model, not a curated record. NCBI's taxonomy places the organism in Eukaryota, Fungi, Ascomycota, Sordariomycetes, Amphisphaeriales, Sporocadaceae. The transcript has 4 exons. Gene Ontology annotation, molecular function: zinc ion binding; DNA-binding transcription factor activity, RNA polymerase II-specific; DNA binding.
ACGGCAGAAAGUUUCCACAUAGACAACCCAGCUAUUGCCGCAGACAUCCUCGAACCCGCACAAUUCAGUUAUAGCGUGAAGUCCGCGACUACCUGGGAGUUGUACCUCACCAAUCGAGCUGACCAGCGAUACCUUUGACGAAAUCUGAAGGGAAACACAGUCACCAGGAACCUGAUUGCCGAUUACGGUGUCAUUCAAAAUUAUUCUUUUUGCAUAUCCCGAGCUUGACCAGCUUAUCUUCGUUGCUAGUACGCCAGGAUGGCGCAAGACGAUUCGAGCGUCCGCUCGCCCGAGCCACAGGACGCCAAUUCACCAUCGAGAGGAGAUAGCACCCAAUCGCCUGCGUCAACAGAGGACAAGAGCAAUUCGACGUCAAAGAAGCGAACAGCCUCCGAAUCAGAUCCCAACGGAGCGCCAAAAAUCACAAAACGACGAGCCGCACGUGCUUGCGUAUCCUGCCGUGCACGCAAGGUGCGGUGCGAUGUUGUAGAGGGAGCCCCUUGUGGCAAUUGCAGAUGGGAUAAUGUCGAAUGCAUCGUGCAGGAAAGCCGCCGACGCAAGAAGAGCGUCUUCAACAGCAACCACAACCACAACCCCAGUGCAGCAGGUCAAAAUCCUGUCCAUCAAAAGGCCGAGGCACACAAACUUCACUUGGCGAGCAACCCUGUUCUCAUCAGCCCAGCUACGGAACUGCGCCGCCAAAGCGAAGUGUCUAUUGCAACGACCAACGGCGACGAAACGACCAAUUCGGUUGGUCGACAACCCAGCCAAGCUAAUCUCUUGGAUGCCGGUUUGGAGGGUCACGUUCCGCAUCUCAUAUAUCAGCAAUCAGCCAGCCUACAUUCAGACCCAUUGUUACUGGCUCAAUUACAAGUCGGGAACGGUGGAUCUAGAUAUCCAAGUAUAUGGCCUAAUUUGAACGACGCGAGCCAAAACGGCGCUGCAUUCGGCGAGGCCAAGACUGCUCACUUUUUGAGCUCGCUGGAGGAACCAGAUGCGUCAUCAUAUCUUCCUGCUUUCAUCCGGCCUCUGCCAGCCAAGAUCGCUGCCGAAGAUGUGAGCUACCUGCACAUGAAGGGGGCCCUUACGCUACCCAGCCUCACCUUGCAGAAUGCGCUGUUGCGAUCUUUUCUCGAAUAUGUCCACCCGUAUAUGCCCAUGUUGGACUUGCAUGAUUUUUUGGGCGCUAUCAACUCAGCCGACGGCCUCAACGGACAGAUCAGUUUGUUCUUAUAUCAUGCUGUCAUGUUUGCCAGCACUGCCUAUGUUGACGUCAAGUACCUGAAGGAGGCAGGAUACGCAAACAGAAAAGCCGCCCGGAAGGCCUAUUUCCAGAAAACCAGGCUUUUGUAUGACUUCGAUUACGAAAGUGAUCGGCUUAUCCUCGUCCAAUCAUUACUACUCAUGACUUACUGGUAUGAGACGCCCGAUGACCAAAAAGACACAUGGCAUUGGAUGGGUGUUGCCAUUUCAUUGGCUCAUACCAUCGGGCUGCACCGCAAUCCCGCCAACACCAGCAUGUCACCGCGGAAACAAAAGUUGUGGAAGAGGAUAUGGUGGUCCUGUUUCAUGCGUGAUCGUUUGAUUGCACUAGGCAUGCGAAGACCGACCAGGAUAAAAGACGAAGACUUCGAUGUGCCAUUGCUGGAGGAAAGCGACUUCGAGAUUGGGCCUCUUGCAGAUGACGUUCAAGUCAUUACCCAUGACUGCACCCUGGCUCGGGAUGUCCUGAUGCAACAACAACUCGCAUCAAUGUGCGUUGCCAAGGCGAAGCUUUGUUUGUGUAUCAGCCAAAUGCUAAAGGCGCAAUAUUCUGUCCUUGUGCGAGACUCGGAACGAGCAGAGAACACCACGAACAGUACCAUGAUGCUCCAUCCCAAAAAGCAGCUCGAUAACCUCGAGACUGUCACAGAAUGUGACUUGUCGCUCAUGGCUUGGGCUGAACAACUACCAGCUUGCUGUCAGUACCGUGGAUUGACGGCUAUGGAUGUCAAGGAUGGUCACAAGACAAUUGCCGUUCAACGCAACUUGCUGCACAUGGUAUACUAUACCACAAUAUCAGCAUUGCAUCGACCGCAAUUCCUUCACGCUUCUCCUCUACACGCCCCGACAACUUCUCGACAAGCUCAGGAGAUGUCCCGGAUGAAGGUUCGGGAUGCUGCCUCUCAAAUCACUCGUAUGGCUGCCGAAAUGCACCAUCUUAAGCUCGAGAGAUUCUUGCCGACCACUGGUGUCACUGUCAUUCUCCCGGCAAUGAUUAUUCAUCUGCUCGAGAUGAAGAACCCGUUACCCCACGCCCGCGAUAAGGCAGUCCGCGGAUUCCGCCAGUGCAUGAAGGUCAUGGAGAGACUGCGCGACAUCUACUCAGCUGCUGACUAUGCGGUCGCCUUCUUGGAUGCUGCGUUACGUAAGGCGGCCAUUGACAUCCAGGCUUCUCACAGUGCCCAGAUGGGCGCCGAGCUUGAAAAGAAUGCCAUCUUUGCACUCCCCCUUAUACCAUCAGAGAAGAUGGCCACUCCACCACCCGAGAACGCACCGUAUAUGACACAGCCAGAGGCCGAUAGGCUCGGUGCCAACCCCAACAUGUAUGUCACAACCUCAGACCUGGCGGCUGGCAAUUCGCCGCCGCAAACCGAAAAGGAUGGCCUCACGCCCACUGCAAGCGACUCGAGCGAUGCGGGGGCACCGGCUCCGAUGGACCUGGACCUUGAUUUCACCCAACACCAGCAGGAUGAAUUCGACUGGAACGCCCUGACAGGUACAAACAUCGAUUUCGACCAGUGGCUGCACUUUCCCGCUGAAGGGGGCAAGAAGAACAACGCGGCGCCAAACGCCACGGCUGUUGCUCCCGCCACGACGGCAGAGCCAAAUGAUAGUUUUAUGAAUCUGUUGGUGGAUACUGGCAGCGCGGGCGAUGUAUUCGUUUCUUAAACUUUGGUAUGGGCUGGGAUAUAAAGAAAGGUCUUAUGGCAACCGUUCUCUAUCGGGUUCAUACUGUUUUCUUUCUUGGGAUAUGAUGAUGACAUGGCGUUUGAGAAGGAUAUAAAAGUGUUUGGGAGGGGGUUAGGAUACGAAGUCCCGCGAGUAACCGGAAGCAGCGACUUUCGAGAUGAAAGCGAGGAGUACAUAUACCCACGAGCAGGAUAA